AUGAACUUGUUUCGCAAUCCGGUGUUAGUGGAGGGUUACCCCAUACUGAUACGCCACAACGCAAACACCGGCCUGGAGAUUUCACUCGAUGUGAUGGCUAAGCUUGCAAAUACUCGCAAGAUCAGUCUGUUUGGCGGCAAAAUACUCAUCAAGGGGUUCUCGACAAUCCUGGUGCCCACGCGCCGCCAUCUCGGGUUCAUAUUCUGGCAUCGGGUGUUCAACACGGAUGGGAGCUACCUCUCCUUUACAGACGCCAGUGUAAAGAAAUGCCUCAAGGACUACCCGAAAGACUUGGCAGUCAGUGAGCUGGAAGGAUCUCGGCAUAUUCUUGGCUGGUGUUCAAACGCCAACAACCUCACAGGUUCUGCAGAUGCCAACUACAAGAUUGGUUGGUCGGGUUUAAUGCAACCUCGUGCCGGCUGUGCGUUUGAGAAAGUUUCUAUUGUUGGUGGAAUGUUCAUCACAGCCGAAGUCUCUUGCCUGCUUGGUAAGAAAGACAAGCCAAUCCACAUCCGCUCCCGAGACGACUACAUCAUGCGGCUCAAGUGGAUUGCGCAAAAGUUCGUGGUGCUCUACGAUACGCAAGAGAGGAGGGCUUGGCUCGUCGACGGUGUCAGUGCUUUAUUGCACCUGGUCAGGGCAUCCCUCAAGCACGACCAAGGAGAUCCGUUUAGCAGUUUGUUUCUGUACAACGAAUCCUUGCUUCAAGAA
Molecule: messenger RNA, 711 nt
Organism: Lasiosphaeria miniovina
Lineage: Eukaryota; Fungi; Ascomycota; Sordariomycetes; Sordariales; Lasiosphaeriaceae
Exons: 2
Source: RefSeq, a predicted model, not a curated record